Messenger RNA from Gaeumannomyces tritici R3-111a-1, 933 nucleotides. RefSeq lists its product as hypothetical. The record is from RefSeq and is a predicted model, not a curated record. The transcript is spliced from 3 exons. Lineage: Eukaryota; Fungi; Ascomycota; Sordariomycetes; Magnaporthales; Magnaporthaceae. Bases 283 to 546 code for a protein of 87 amino acids.
UGGGCGCUGUGGCCCCCAACGCCCUCCAAACUCCCGACGACAUCAAUCGCGACCGAAACCAAACCUGCGACUGCCGCCCGCGAACCUGCCCGCAGACGACGCGCCCUGUCUGCCUGCCUUCCCACCACCACCACUCCCGUCCACCGAACCGAACGAAAGAGGGCCAGCCAGACGCACCACCCGUGCGGCCUUUUUUUUUCUUUCUUUCUCGAUGCGAGAAUAGCUCCGCUCGCCAGCGUCCCCCCUACCAAUCAGCCUCCCCGAGUCCCCGAACCCGCGGCCAUGAAGCCUCUCGUGAGCGCCAUCCAGGCCUGGUCCUGCGUCGUCAUCUCCGUCUUCGCCAUCGUCAUCCUCUCGGUGCUCGGCCUGCUGUUCAACAGCAACAACCACGAGCUCGUCGGCGGCCGCGAAGACCCGAAGAACGGCCCGGCCGUCGCGAGCACCAUAUUUGUCACGGUGCUCAUCUACGCUGGUUUCCUCGUCUUUUGCGGCCUGCAGGGCAUGAUGCACGUGCGCGAGAGCCGGAGGGGGGCCAUCGCGCUAUAAUCGCCAACCCGACAGCAGCGGGAGAGCCAGUCGAUACUGGAUGGCGGGCGGUUGCUCCAGGCCUCUCUGUUGACUAUUGUAUAACCCGGGCAGGAAGGGGGUUGUGGUCCGAAAGAGGCCAAGUCUAACUAUCUAUCAUGGGCUUUGGGCGUUUUGUGCUGGCUGACCUACUAGCUAGGCUUUGCAUAUCCAAAAACUGUUCCUGUUUUUCAUUCCUUUUUUCUUCCUAUUUUAUUACAUCUCCGUUGUUAUCUAGUUGCUCGUCCUCGUCCUUUGCCUAUGUAUCUAUGUACCUGCUCUGGCAUACCUUGUUGCAUCUUGUCCAGAAUGAAACUGCUCAAGCGGCUUGUGGCAGACCAAAUCCUUUGAACUAUUCAAUUUCCCCAA